AAAAAUCAAAUCAGAAAAUAUAAAAAAAAUAUAUAUAAAAAGAAAAGAAAAAUGGAAUCAUGGAGGAUUAUUCUAGUGGUGGCGAUAUCAAUAGCUUUAACAGUGGCGACUACGGUGGUGGGAGGUGGAGAAGAAGAUAAGGCAAAAAACGAAGAACAGUGUACGGAAGAGAAGUUGAGUAUGGCCAAGUGUCUUCCUUACAUGAAAGGGCAAGCAAAAUCUCCGACGCCGGUUUGUUGCUCCGGCCUCAAACAGAUUCUAGAUUCGGACAAGAACUGUAUUUGUGUGAUCAUCCAAGACAGGAAUGAUCCUGCUUUGGGUCUCCAGAUCAAUAUCUCUCUCUCUUACACUCUUCCUUCCGCUUGCCAUGUCACUGCUGAUGUCGCUAAAUGCCCUGCUUUCCUUCACUUGGACGAGAAAUCUCCAGAAGCCCAGGUGUUCUAUCAAAUAGAUCAAGCUUUACACAAAAUGGGCCUAGCUUCUGACCCUCCCAGCGGACCUCCGACCGCAGGAUCUGAUAACAACAACAGUGGUCGGACGACCCAUUUCUUUGGUAAACGAUGGCUAGGGCUCAUCAAAGUUGUUGCCCAUUUCUUCGUAAUGUUUUAUAUUUUCAUGCUCGUUUAGAUAAUAACUACGAAAAAUGUGAAAAGGAUGUGACGUUGGAUUUAUGCAAUUGCGGUGACUUUGAUUUUGCGCCGUUAAUGUUUUUGACUGAUGAUGAUGAAUCUAGUUUCACUUCGUCACAACUCUUCUCGACGUUUUUUUUGGUAUGGCGCAAAACAAGACACGAGGUCACGAGCUACAGUCACCCUCUCUAUCUUGGAUGCAAUUUUUAAUUUAUUUGUAGUAUUUUACUUGAGAAAAUAAACUCUAUUUUUAUUA
This is a messenger RNA of Capsella rubella, 885 nucleotides long. Its product is annotated as protein YLS3. Gene Ontology annotation, biological process: lipid transport. Bases 52 to 627 code for a protein of 191 amino acids. The record is from RefSeq and is a predicted model, not a curated record. Lineage: Eukaryota; Viridiplantae; Streptophyta; Magnoliopsida; Brassicales; Brassicaceae. Gene Ontology annotation, molecular function: lipid binding. The transcript has 2 exons.